Myotis myotis is the source of this 3190-nucleotide messenger RNA. It is a transcript of the gene SOAT2, whose product is annotated as sterol O-acyltransferase 2. NCBI's taxonomy places the organism in Eukaryota, Metazoa, Chordata, Mammalia, Chiroptera, Vespertilionidae. The record is from RefSeq and is a predicted model, not a curated record. The transcript is spliced from 16 exons. Gene Ontology annotation, molecular function: cholesterol O-acyltransferase activity; fatty-acyl-CoA binding; cholesterol binding. Gene Ontology annotation, cellular component: endoplasmic reticulum membrane. Bases 1154 to 2800 code for a protein of 548 amino acids. Gene Ontology annotation, biological process: cholesterol metabolic process; cholesterol efflux; cholesterol homeostasis.
AAUAGCCCUUCGCCUCUCCUGUGGACUGACUACCUUUGGUCCUUCCCGCUGCUCUUGGAAUGAAGGAGGCAGCCAUUGGCAGAGGCUUCAAGCCCUGAAGCCUCACCCAGCUACCCACCAGGGAGUCGGGGGCGGAGACAGAGGUGGGGAGACACUGAGCUCGCAGCCUUGGUAUGAGGUUGUGAUCUUGUUUCUAAGUGAUCUUUGGACACAGGGGAGAGGAAGAAUUAAUAGUUAAUCCCCAGCAGGAACCUAACAAAGAGGAACUCUCAAAGUACCUACCCUUCUGCUGCAUCCUACUAAAAUAAAAGGGAGAUGACAUUAUUAUUUAUUGAGCUCCCCUCAUGGGCUGGGCCCUGGACCAUGUGCUUUUACCUGGAUUCCCUCUUUUUGUGCUUAUAGUAAUUUUGUGAGGAAGGGACUUUUGCCCCUGUUUUUCAGAGGAGGAAACUGUGGCUUAAAAUAUUUGGGUCACUAGCCUGAAAUUACACAGCCAGGAAAUGAUGGAGGGAGGAUUUAUAUCUAGUUCUUCCGCAUGUGACAAUGCCUGGCAUUCCUUAGGUGCCAAAUAUGUAUCUACUUUGCCUACCUGCUAACCCAAGCCAGUGUAGGGAAGAGCUGACAUUCAGGGACACGGCACCUAGCACUUCCUAGAGGGGCCACAGCUCCACAAUUGUCACAGGUGUCAACUCCAUCAGAAUAUUAAUCACCGGCAUACAAUGCUUUCAAGUUGACAAGCUCCUUUCACACACCUUAUCUCAUGGUCUAAGGGAGCUGAGUGUACUGAUAACUGAAGAGGUUUCUGACUCCACCCCGACCUUCAGCCUGCUGGAAGGUGAGCCAUGCUAGGUGAUAAGCCUCAAAGAGGCAAAGUCCCCCUUCCCACCACAUGCACAGUCACUACUCCUGCGGGAGGGAGCGCACACUUGCUCAGAGCUGGGCAUCUGGCGGGUGGUUGGGCUGUUGCGGGGUUGCAUCCAGUCCAUCCCUGCGACAGCCCACAGAGCCUGGAGCUGAGAAGCUCUGCCCUCCAGAUCAGAUACCCUGUCAUCUGGAGGCCCCCCUCCUGAGAGGACUUUCGUCUUUGGAGCUGUCGCUGAGCUGAGAGAUGGGAGCUCAGCGGGUUGUCAGGCAGUGAAGGGAAGGAAGGAACAUGGCAGAGGCCACCUGCUGCCCAGACAAGGCUGACAUCAUGGAGCCAAAGGCAGCGCGCUCUCGGAGGAGAGCUGGGUCGAGAAGAGAGCAGGAGGAAAGACCCUCCGGAGGAGGUGAGCCACCCUCUGGGAGUGAGAAAGCUCAGGGAAAUCCUGAGGCGCUUGGAGGCCCUGACUUGGUGCAAUGGACUCAACAUAUGGAGGCUGUGAAGGCGCAGCUGCUGGAGCAAGCACAGAGACAGCUGCUGGAGCUGCUGGAUCGCGCCAUGUCAGAGGCCGUACAAUCCUACCCACCACAAGGCAGACCUCUGCCCACUAUUCCUCCAGAUUCCCCGAACAAAACCCAGGAGCCAUCCCUGAAGAAACGGAAAGUUUUUAUCAACCGCAAGUCCCUGCUUGAUGAACUGAUGGAGGUGCAGCACUUCCGGACCAUCUACCACAUGUUCAUCGCCGGCCUGUGUGUCUUCAUUAUCAGCACCCUGGCCAUCGACUUCAUUGACGAGGGCAGGCUGAUGUUGGAGUUCGACUUAUUGAUCUUCAGCUUCGGACAGCUGCCCUUGGCUCUGAUGACAUGGGCCCCCAUGUUCCUGUCCACUCUGCUGGCGCCCUACCAGGCCCUCCGGCUGUGGGCCAGGCCCCAGGCUAGCGGCGCCUGGACGCUGGGGGCGGGCCUGGGCUGCGUGCUGCUGGCCGCUCACACCGCAGUGCUGGGCAUACUCCCGGUCCACGUGGCUGUGAAGCAUCAGCUCCCGCCAGCCUCCAGCUGCGUCCUGGUCUUUGAGCAGGUCAGACUCCUGAUGAAGAGCUACUCCUUCCUAAGAGAGGCUGUGCCUGGUAUCCUUCGUGCCAGAGGAGGUGAGGGGGUCCGGGCCCCCAGCUUCUCCAGCUACCUCUACUUCCUCUUCUGCCCCACACUUAUCUACAGGGAGACUUACCCCAGGACACCCAACAUCAGGUGGAAUUAUGUGGCCAAGAACUUUGCCCAGGCCCUGGGCUGCCUCCUCUAUGCCUGUUUCAUCAUGGGCCGCCUCUGUGUUCCUGUCUUUGCUAACAUGAGCCGGGAGCCCUUCAGCACCCGCGCCCUGGUGCUCUCCGUCAUGCACGCCACCUUGCCAGGCAUCUUCAUGCUGCUGCUCAUCUUCUUUGCCUUCCUCCACUGCUGGCUCAACGCCUUUGCAGAGAUGCUACGAUUUGGAGACAGGAUGUUCUACCGGGACUGGUGGAACUCCACGUCCUUCUCCAACUACUACCGCACUUGGAAUGUGGUGGUCCACGACUGGCUGUACAGCUAUGUGUAUCAAGAUGGGCUGUGGCUCCUUGGUGGCCAGGCCCGACGGGCAGCCAUGCUGGGCGUGUUCCUGGUCUCUUCAGUCGUCCAUGAGUAUAUCUUCUGCUUUGUCUUGGGCUUCUUCUACCCUGUCAUGAUGAUACUCUUCCUUGUCAUUGGAGGACCGAUGAACUUCAUGAUGCAUGACCGGCACACGGGCCCAGCAUGGAACGUGCUAAUGUGGACCAUGCUCUUUCUGGGCCAGGGCAUCCAGGUCAGCCUGUACUGCCAGGAGUGGUAUGCACGGCGGCACUGCCCCCUGGCCCAGACAACUUUCUGGGGGCUGGUGACACCUCGAUCCUGGUCCUGCCAUAUCUAGAGGCACCCUCACUGUCCUGAUGACACCAGCAAGUUCUUCUCUGCCUGCACAGCCUGGGACCAGGGCUCAUCUCUCUGCACUCCAAGACCUAGCUCCGAGGCAAGGGGGCCUUGCAGGCAUGACCCCACCAGGGAAUUCUGGAGACUCAGAUCUGUGGGCCUGUAAACAGCUGAACAUAGACCCAGGAUGGUGGUGGCUCUUGAGCCCCCAUCCCCAUAGACUGGGCACAGGGCCCCCCUCCCCCAUCCCAUGGCUGUCCAGAUUUGAGGAGACUCACAUAUUUGGUGAAUGUGGGGUGACGUACAGAGACCUGGGACCACCGAGGUCUGAGAAGGGUUUGAUUCUGGUUUUGUACUUCCAAUACAAUAAUAAACUCUACGUUUCUUUUUA